AUGUCCUACAUGGAAGAAGAAGACCACGGGUCCUCCCCUGAGCAGCGACUUGGUAAUCUAGAGGAAGCCAUGCAGCGAAUAGAGGGACUCCUCAACAACUUCAUAAUCGAACAGCAACAGCCUGCCCCUGUCCCUGCCCCGUCUCCGGCAGUGGGUCCAGGUGUAUUUACUGGCCAACAGGCCAGCUCGAGACCCCUCAUCCGCCCCAACCCCCCAUUCGCGUUUGACGGAGAUCGCACCCAGGGCAAGACGUUUCUCCAUUCCGUCAAGCAGUACUGGCGCCUCCUCCCUGAGGCCUUCCAUGUGAACGGGGUAGUAUCAGAAGAGCGGGUGGUACGUUUCGCCCUCUCCUACAUGUCCAAGGACUCGGCGGCCUCCUGGUCAGAACGCAUGUCAGAGCGCCUCGUCUUCCCAUUUCCGACCUGGUCCUCCUUUGUGGCCGAAUUCAAGCUCCGGUUUGUCGAGGAGAACGAGCAAGACCAUGCCCUGGCACGACUGGAGACCCACGCUUACUACAUGGGAUCCCGCGACGUGUUCAAAUACACGGACGAGUUCGACGACCUUCUCGACUUGGCGGGUUACUCUGACAACUUGGUCAAGGUCACCAAGUACCGGGCGGGUCUGGACCCCAGAAUCAAUCAGGCGAUCACGACCUCCGGUAACCCGCCUAGCCUCACAAACUACUCGGAGUGGCGUACCCGCGCAUUCCACCAGUACAACGCCGAGGUGGCUGCCCGAGCUGCACGAGGACAGGUGUUCUCUCCAUCCCGCGCUCCGCCUCCUGCGGCCCCCCGCCCUCGCCCCAUGGCUCUUCCGGUGGUCGCCCCACCCCCUGUUCCCCGACCAGCCCCGGUAGUCCUCCCACCGGGCAUUCCCAUGGAUAUCGACCGAACCCGAGCCCGCAGCAGUGUUCGUCGCACAUGCUUCCGGUGCGGCAGCCCGGGACAUCUGGCCCGAGACUGCCCGACCCCCGCUGAUGUCCGGCACACUGACGUCCUGGACGAAGUGAUCAAUCAGCUGGGAAGCGACUUAUUGGCGGAAUUAGUAGCCUGGCUAGCAACCACAGCGGCCGUAGAAGAGCAUGAAGCGGAGAUCGCCGACGAGUCGGAGCAGGGUUUUCUCCCCCGCGACAAGUGA
Mycena citricolor is the source of this 1137-nucleotide messenger RNA. NCBI's taxonomy places the organism in Eukaryota, Fungi, Basidiomycota, Agaricomycetes, Agaricales, Mycenaceae. The record is from the annotation of a GenBank genome assembly.